Messenger RNA from Zea mays, 1235 nucleotides. RefSeq names its product momilactone A synthase. The transcript has 2 exons. NCBI's taxonomy places the organism in Eukaryota, Viridiplantae, Streptophyta, Magnoliopsida, Poales, Poaceae. The record is from RefSeq and is a predicted model, not a curated record. The coding region runs from base 188 to 1012 and encodes 274 amino acids. Gene Ontology annotation, molecular function: oxidoreductase activity.
CAUCUGAACACAGAGAUGCCCGUCGACAGAACAAUGACAUCGCCCGUCUUACUUGCUUAGCAUCUGCUGCACUGCUGUAUAAAAAUAUCAACUACUCCCAACAAAGUUGCUCCAGGCCGGUGUGCAAGGAAGUCGUAGAAACUAGACCCUCGUCUUCGCAGCAGAGCAGACUCCAGAGGGUAGAGCCAUGGCAGACAGCUCCGAUCAAGUUCCUCCCGCUGCAAGAAAGCUGGACGGCAAGGUAGCGCUGAUCACCGGCGGCGCCAGCGGCAUCGGGGAGUGCACGGCGCGGCUCUUCGUGAAGCACGGCGCGCGCGUCGUUGUGGCGGACAUCCAGGACGAGCCUGGCUCCCGCCUCUGCGCCGAGCUGGGAGCCGACGCCGCCAGCUACGUGCACUGCGACGUCACCGUCGAGGACGACGUCGCGGCGGCCGUGGACCAUGCCGUGGCCCGGUUCGGUGCGCUGGACAUCAUGUUCAACAACGCCGGCAUCGGCGGAGCGGCGUGCCACAACAUCCGAGAGAACACCAAGGAGGACUUCGAGCGCGUGCUGUCCGUCAACCUCGUCGGCCCGUUCCUGGGCACCAAGCACGCGGCGCGGGUCAUGGUGCCCGCCGGCCGCGGUGGCUGCAUCAUCGGCACGUCCAGCCUGGCAUCCGCGGUGGCCGGCGCCGCGUCGCACGCGUACACGUGCGCCAAGCGCGCGCUCGUGGCGCUCACGGAGAACGCCGCGGCGGAGCUGGGGCGCCAUGGGAUCCGGGUCAACUGCGUCUCACCCGCCGCGGCCGCCACACCCCUCGCCACGGGGUAUGUGGGACUGGAGGGGGAAUCGUUCGAGCAAGCCAUGGAGGCCGUUGCCAACCUCAAGGGUGUGCGCCUGCGGGUGGCGGACAUUUCAGCCGCCGUGCUCUACCUCGCCAGCGACGACGCACGGUACAUUAGCGGACACAACCUGCUCCUCGACGGGGGUUUCUCCAUCGUCAACCCGUCCUUUGGGAUCUUCAAAGACUGAGCUCGAGCGGUGGACAGAGUCACAGAUAUCUCUGUGAUUGCUUGGCAGUGUGUGUUUGCUCUGUGAUUGAUCGGCAGAGAUCUGCUCCAGUUCCAUGCUUUCGUACAGAGCUAUUGAUUGUGACGGCCUCAAUUUUAGUUUUUAUUCGGACUAUGGUUAUUACGUACUACCUCACUCGCUCCGUUCACAAAUGUAUAACACCGUAAUUAUUUUUCGAGAACUC